AUGAAUGAGGAUACCGUUGUGGAAACACAAAAGCAGCAGCAGCAACUAGAGGAGGACUCUGCAGAUGAACAACUAUACAUAAAGAAGUUUUCUCAAAAACUAAUAAGAGAGAAGUGUGGGAACUACCCACUCCUUAAAAGAUCCAUUGAUGGUAAAAUAGUAUAUCCCGAGACAAAUGGGAUUACUAGCAAUAGGGGUAAUAAAUUAUUGCAGAAGAGUGAGUUGGUUACAAGGACUAAUAUUAAUAAUACGAAACCAAUUGAUGAAGAAUGCAUCUUUUAUAAUGGUUCAGAGCAUAAUCUUUUACAAAGGAAGAGAAUGAGGUUUAAUAUACCACCACUUGAUUCACUUGACGUGAAAGGGCCAAACACUAUAAAACUUGGCGAUGAGGAUGAAGAUGAUGAUGAUGAUGAAUAUAAUUUGAAUAAAUUGGUGGAUAUUUCUAAGACUUUGAGUCCUAUUUCAUCUUUGAGUGAUAUAUCUACUAAGGAUUCCAUAUCACAUGUGUAUAAAUCCAAAAUUCUGAAAGAAUUAGCUUUACAGACAAUAUUGAUGGUUGAGAAAGAGCAAGAUUCUGUUAACAAGUACACAAAAUUAUUAGAGGUAUUGUUGGGUAAUUUAGUAGAUCCUUUACAUCAGUCUAAUUUGAAUUUAAAAGAUUAUGACCAUAAAUUAUUACUCGAAGAGAGUGAUAAUGAAAACGAUCCAGAAAAUAGUACAGCCAACAACACGACUAUCAAUGAGGAUGAGGAAGACAGUAAUGACAAUAAAAACAACAACCCAGUUGAUUUUAAAGAGGGAAGACAAGAGGACCACGAAGAUGAAGAUCCAUUUUUUGCCAUACCGAAAGUCGAUGUACUAACUAAAUUCGACGAAGAAUUGGACCCUAAGAAUUCAAAGAAAGAUGCCCAAAACAACACGGAUAUUAUAUCGUCAUACUCGUUAUCUUACUUAACAAAAGAGUUUCCAAACCAUGAACAAAACAUGGCCAAAAUCCAUGAAGAGUUGGAAACAUCAAGACAAUUAUCGCAAAUUGCAUUACAAAGAAACCAAGAAUUCAUUAGAAACUUGUCCAAAAUAAGAAACUACCUGAUCAAAGCAAACAGAAUCAAAGAACGUAUUUAUAGUUGGAGCAAAGAAAUCGGUGGAAUACAAGAAGAAGGUAUAUUAAUACCAUCGUUAUUAAGAGAUGCGAAAAGAGGUUUGAUCAGAAUCACAACGAACAAGACACUUGAUUCGGGAGACGAAGAAGAAAAUCCUGAUGAAGAACAAGAAGAGGAGUAA
Molecule: messenger RNA, 1284 nt
Organism: Tetrapisispora phaffii CBS 4417
Lineage: Eukaryota; Fungi; Ascomycota; Saccharomycetes; Saccharomycetales; Saccharomycetaceae
Gene: RXT2
Product: Rxt2p
Exons: 1
Coding region: 1-1284 (427 amino acids)
Biological process (GO): negative regulation of rDNA heterochromatin formation; negative regulation of silent mating-type cassette heterochromatin formation
Cellular component (GO): cytosol; Rpd3L complex
Source: RefSeq, a predicted model, not a curated record